Molecule: messenger RNA, 1528 nt
Organism: Clarias gariepinus (North African catfish)
Lineage: Eukaryota; Metazoa; Chordata; Actinopteri; Siluriformes; Clariidae
Gene: mrto4
Product: MRT4 homolog, ribosome maturation factor
Exons: 8
Coding region: 55-771 (238 amino acids)
Biological process (GO): ribosomal large subunit assembly; ribosomal large subunit biogenesis; rRNA processing
Cellular component (GO): preribosome, large subunit precursor; nucleolus
Molecular function (GO): RNA binding
Source: RefSeq, a predicted model, not a curated record
CCGCCUUCAACAGCCGCAGAAGAAGAAAGGAAGCGCACGAGCAACGUGAGAGCCAUGCCGAAAUCAAAGCGGGAUAAGAAAGUCUCUCUGACCAAAACUGUCAAGAAGGGACUGGAAUCUAAGCAGAACCUGAUUGAGGAGCUGCGGAAAUGCAUCGACACGUACAGAUACGUGUUCAUCUUCUCGGUGGAAAACAUGAGGAACAGCAAACUGAAAGAUGUCAGGACAGCGUGGAAGCACAGCCGGUUUUUUUUUGGCAAGAACAAGGUGAUGAUGAUUGCGCUCGGGAAAGGACCGACAGACGAAUACAAGGAUAAUUUGCACAAGGUGAGCAAGUUCCUGCGAGGGGAAGUGGGAGUCCUGUUUACAAACAAAACCAAAGAGGACGUACUAGAGUAUUUCGCUGGGUUCAGGGAGACGGAUUACGCUCGAGCGGGGAAUGUGGCUCAUAUGGCAGUUACUCUGGACGAGGGGCCGCUUGAACAGUUCUCCCACUCCAUGGAGCCUCAGCUCAGACAGCUAGGACUGCCUACAGCGCUUAAAAAAGGAGUUGUCACGUUAUUGAAGGACUAUGAAGUGUGUAAAGAAGGAGACACACUGACUCCUGAACAAGCCCGAAUCCUGAAACUGUUCGGGUUCGAGAUGGCUGAGUUCAAGGUGACAGUAAAGUGCAUGUGGAAUUCAGAGACGGGAGAUUUCGAGCUGUUGGAGGAAGGUGAAGAGGCUGCUCAGGGGGAGGAAGAUGACGACGACGAUGAUGAAGAGUGCUAGGAGGAAAAAAAAAUGGACUGUGGACUAGUAACAUGGACAUGGUGGCCUAACCUGUAAAGGCACAAUACAGUUGUGCAGAUUGUUCCUUUGACAUCAUCCACUUGUUUGAGCCCUUCAUAUUAUAAUGUAAGCAAACAGCAUCACUUUGAAAGUAGUAUAUUAUUAUUAUUAUUAAGUGUGCUGAUAUGGGAUUAAAUGCUUAGACUUUUUUUUUAAACAAUAUGAUGAAUCUUUGGUGAUCUUUAUUAGAAUAUCAAAAAUAAGCCCUAAAUUACAAAGUCAAAAAUUAAGUAGAAAUGUUAACCUGAAUGGAAACAAAGGAAUUUUUGCUCAGCUGUGAGCUGCUUUUAAUACGCUAUAUUUCCUGGGAAAAUUAUUCUAGUCAAUUUUAAUUUCCAGCUGUGAUUAGCAGUGUGUGCGUUUGUUCUUUUUCCCCCUCGAGGAAAUGUCUAGCGAAAGUAGUUAGGACACUCAUGAGACACGAGAUCCCAGCCACGCUUGAAGGCAUCCACCACUUCCUGCUUUAAAGGACCACCUUCAGCUGCUUCUAAGUUCUCGUGAAGCUGCUCCAUGGUGGACAUCCCGAUGAUCAUGGCGUCUCCAAGCUCACCCUGAGACACAGGAAAAUUUACUUAACAUCAUGCUUGUUAACAUUUUGUGAACAAAUCUUACUCUCUGGGAAUGUUAUUUACACAAGACACAAGUUCUUGAGGAAGACUUGAGUACUUGCUUAAUUAUGACCGAUUCGCUUUUAUAU